UUCAGUGUGUUCACCAAUUCCUCUCAUUCAUUCAAAAGCUUAAAAAACUUGUCACAACCUACUAAACUAAACGUUCUUUACGUACAAACCGUACAUUUUACGUGUACUCGAUCUUCGAAACUCGUAAUCUUCAACAAUCUUGAAGAUGGGAAAAAAUGUUGCACACUCUCUAUCAGAGGCCUCACCAGACCAGAGGCUAGCCAUGGCCAAACAAUACUCUCAUGAGGGUGUUGUAGCUGGAGCGAAGGCUGCCGUUUUCGCCGGAGUUCUUACUGCCAUCCCAACUAUAGGAAGUGCUAGAAAGUUUCCAUGGGCAAGGGCCAAUCUCAACUACACUGCUCAAGCUCUUAUUAUUUCUACCGUGGCAGGAGCAGCAUAUUUCAUAGUAGCUGACAAAACAAUUCUGAAAUCGGCACGCCGCAACUCCUUCCACCAAGAUGAAGAAGAGAUGCAGAAUCUUGGAGCUUAAUUAAACUCCAAAAAACUUCUAUGCUAGCCUGAUGCGCGCAUGAUGAAUGAUGAUGAUAAUGACGAUAACAUUGUACUUCGUACUAUAGUGAAUAAAUCAUGUUCAUUUUCUUUCUUUACAA
This is a messenger RNA of Spinacia oleracea (spinach), 590 nucleotides long. RefSeq names its product early nodulin-93. Lineage: Eukaryota; Viridiplantae; Streptophyta; Magnoliopsida; Caryophyllales; Amaranthaceae. The coding region runs from base 146 to 469 and encodes 107 amino acids. The transcript is spliced from 4 exons. The record is from RefSeq and is a predicted model, not a curated record.